UAUUCAUAAACAACAUAGCUCGUGGGCUUUCUGUUACGGUAUCUGGUUUGUUUGUUUGCUUUAAAUAUGCUGAAAAAGAAACCAAGUGGUUCGGAAAAGAAAAGGAAACACUCGCACUCCGAAGAGCGACAGAACAGCAACAAACGCCGCAGCUCAGAGUCACAAUUAGAGGACUCCAAAGAUGAGCUCGCCGACCCCGAGCUGGACCGGGUCGGCAGCGACAUUGAGGAAGGCGGUCUCGACCUCAGCGUGCCCUUCCAGCCAAUCAAAGCUUACAUCAGCAACAAGCAGGAGAUGCUGCAGCAGUGCUUCCAUGUGUUGGGGGAGAAGAAGGUCCGGAAGAUGCUCCCCGAUGAGCUCAAGGACUGCAGUUUAGAAGAGAUCAAAACUCUCUGUUGGGAGCAGCUGGAACCAAUCUCAGAGAAAAAUCUCACUCAAAUUUUAGCAGGAGAAGAGAUAGCAGCCGGAAACAGUGAUGGAGGGACUUUGCAGAACCAACAGGAUAACAAUGUUGACUCCACUUCCUGCUUGAAAGAAAGCGCUAAAACCGAUGACGUAAAACAAGCAGAGGGAGGUGGCUCUGGCGAGGAGAGUGACGUCCUGAGCAUAAACGCAGACGCUUACGACAGCGACAUCGAGGGGCCGAAGGAGGAGCAGGCUGUCAAAGCCGACGAGGUGGUCACAAAACCGGACAACGGCGGCGGUGAGCGAUCUGACCGGGCCUCCGUAAACCCCAAGCCGGCAGCUCCAGAGACUAAGAAGGACAUUCAGAGUGACAUAGACAAAAGCGUCAGCGAAAUCUUAGCCCUCUCUUCAACAUCGACUAAAGAGGAAGCAGUGGAAGCGAGCAGCGGGACGUUGCAGCCUGCGGGCGUCGAAGUAGUUGCUCAAGGCGGAGCUUCAGUUUGUUCACCGUCGAUCCAACAGCUGGAGCUGCUGGAGCUGGAGAUGAGGGCGAGGGCCAUCAAGGCUCUGAUGAAAGCUGGAGACAAGAAAAAACGUUGUAUGACAAACGACAUUUAGCCUGUUUUGCUGAAAGUUGUAUUUAAUUCUUUCUAUGUAGAACUUUCCACAUUUGACUUGAAAUGAAGUCAUAUGAUGUGAGUUAUUUUAAGACAGUACGGAAUGUCUCCAUCAUUAAAAUAUUGUUGUUGUUUUGCAUGUAAUAGUUAUAAAAUGCGCUAUGGGGUCAGAGUUCCUGUG
Xiphophorus couchianus (Monterrey platyfish) is the source of this 1203-nucleotide messenger RNA. RefSeq names its product caspase activity and apoptosis inhibitor 1 (gene caap1). Lineage: Eukaryota; Metazoa; Chordata; Actinopteri; Cyprinodontiformes; Poeciliidae. Gene Ontology annotation, biological process: regulation of apoptotic process. The transcript is spliced from 6 exons. The record is from RefSeq and is a predicted model, not a curated record. The coding region runs from base 67 to 1023 and encodes 318 amino acids.